Molecule: messenger RNA, 3128 nt
Organism: Esox lucius (northern pike)
Lineage: Eukaryota; Metazoa; Chordata; Actinopteri; Esociformes; Esocidae
Product: cAMP-responsive element modulator
Exons: 7
Coding region: 8-856 (282 amino acids)
Biological process (GO): regulation of transcription by RNA polymerase II
Cellular component (GO): nucleus; ATF4-CREB1 transcription factor complex
Molecular function (GO): RNA polymerase II cis-regulatory region sequence-specific DNA binding; DNA-binding transcription factor activity, RNA polymerase II-specific
Source: RefSeq, a predicted model, not a curated record
UUGUUCCAUGUUUCAUCAAAGUCCACCACCCGCGGCUUCAAGGACAUCGUAUGGCUUCUUCAGGCUAAGGACAACAAUCAUGGCAAGUAUUGACUCUCAGGUGCAGGAGCAGGCUAGCAGUGGUGUAUUAUCAGCUCUGGCACAGGUAGCAAGAAGGAGAGCAAACUUAGAGGCCAAAAACGAAGAUGUUUCUAACAUACACAAAAGGAGAGAGCGCCUUUCCAGGAGACAGACAUGCAGAGAAGUGUCUCCAGAUACCGUCGUUACUAAAGUUGAAGAAAUACAAGAAGAGGUUGCACCUUGCAAUGUCACCCCAGCGCCCAUUAGGCCAGCCUCUGUAUAUCAGACAAACCACGGCCAGUUCAUUGCCUUCACUCAGGAUGGUGCCAUCCAGAUAAGCAGUGCAUUUCCUGGGGGUCUACAGGGCCUGCAGCCCCUUCCCUUGUCCAACUCUGUGAAGCCCCAGUCGGCUGCAGCCAUCGUCCAGUACUCCCAGGAGACAGGGGAUGUCAGUCAGCAAUUCUUUAUGCAAGGCAAUAAUGUGUUGGUACAAGCUGCCACUGGUGAAAUGUCCGGCUACCAGAUCUGCACACCCACCUCCAGCCUGCCUCAGGGUGUAGUGAUGGUUGAGUCUCCAGGGUCCAUGCACAGCCCCCAGCAAAUGGCUGAGGAGGCCACACGCAAGAGAGAGCUCCGCCUCAUGAAGAACAGGGAGGCUGCCCGCGAAUGUCGACGGAAGAAGAAGGAAUAUGUCAAAUGUCUUGAGAAUCGGGUGGCUGUGCUUGAGAAUCAAAACAGGACUCUCAUUGAGGAACUAAAAGCUCUUAAAGACAUCUAUUGCCGCAAACCUGAAUGACCAUGGGUCAGUCAUGUGGGACUUAACAGAUUGACUGCUAGAGGCUUGAGGUUGUGCGGUUUACAGUUCCCUGUCUCUCAGAGAAGCCGAUUUCACUCGAUGUCCCGCAUGUGCUAUUGCACACCGAAAGCAUACAAAGAAACAUUGUCCUUUCCAUUCCACGUGUUUAAAAGACAAUCAUGUCCAUGUUUGUGACUGUCGUCAUAUACAGUAGGCCUACCAUUUAACCUAUCCACAUGCAAGUUGUGGAGCGAGUAGACUGAGUAGUAUGAGGUACCCCUGUUGCUUGUGCUUCUUGCAGGGAGGCAGCAAAAGAGUGCCGGCGAAGGAAGAGAGACUAUAUUCGCUGUCUGGAGGCUCAACUCACCACGCUGGAGGCCCAAAACAAGAGGCUCUUGGAUGAGCUCAACUACUAUAAGGAAGUUAAUGGAAUGAACACAAAUCAGUAGGACGAGUACAGAAUACUGGUCAUAUACAGCCUGUAGACCCAUGAAUGUGAUGCCUGUCUGAAAUGCUUAUUUUCAGUUGAAAAAGGACCUAUGUCAGAACAUAAUGCCUAUGGUUGUAAUGCAUUAAUCUUUACAUUUUAUUAAAAUUACUAUUUAAGUUAAAGAUGCAUCUAAAAAACGUCUCCCAGAGGUUUCUCCUGAAUAAGAUGUGGGCCCAAGUUUGCACACACAGCAAUGUAUAGGGCUCUUUCUGAAGACACCAACCAGCAUAUUAAUUGUGUAUAUACAUGAGGGAUAAUACAAAAGAUGUAUUGUACGUAGCUUAAUCUGUACAUGCACAUUGCUGUUUUGUGUUACAUUUCUGAAUGUCAUAUUUUUUAAGAGUUUUGUUGCAUUUGGUAAAUGUAAAUAUAUUUGUAUCUGUGUGGUGGAUAAAAAAUAUUUCAGAAAGCACAAACCUUUUAAGGCCAUAUUAGCCUUUCUUCAUAAUUUGUUUGUAAUAUUUGUAAAAGUUUAAAAAAUCUAUUCAUCCAAAAUAACCCUUUUGAUUUCUCUAAUCUGCACUAUUUGUUUCAAGUAUGUGUGGAAAGAAAAACAUAUAAUGCUUGGAAAUCAAUUUGAUUCUGAAAUGAAAUGUUUUACCGAGCAUUGAAAAGCAUUUUCCUGUAUGAAUAGUCUAUAUUUUACUUUUGGUUUUGUUUGAAUAAAUGUUUGUGAUCUACACUGAAAAUAUGUCAGAGGGUUACUACCAACUCUUACAAUAAUGUGCAAUUGGGUGUUUAUUUUUUUUAAAUGAAUAGACCCGUCAAACAUUAUUUUUUACUUUUAUUUUACCUUGUAUGACUUAAAACACUGUAAUUUUUAGCACCAACCUAGGAGCAAUUAGGUUUAAUGACCUUGUUGAAAGACAGAACAUAGCCUUUCCAAUCUGAAAAAACAGUCUUUUAAUUCGGAUUUGCAUUUAUGACCUAAUUUAAUUUAGCAGUCACUGCUGUCCAGACUGACUUGCAGUAAGUAGUGCAUACAUUAGUCCAUACAUUUUUUUGGUCAUCAAACACACCACCCUGUCAUGGCAAGCACCAAGCUGUACUAAUCCUCACGAAAGUUAGCCAAUCUGCAGUACAUGUGCUAACUUUCAUUGACUGUGGCCAGUUACUCUCUAAACACAGGUUGAUGUCCAUGUUUCCCGCAAAGGAUGCCUGCGGACUCCCCCCUUCCGUUUUUCUUUGACCAGUUUCCUUAACAAGUGUAAAGUGAAGAGUACCUGUCUUCCUGUGGGCUUCCUCUGAAAAGAGGGUGAGGUGAAAUGCAUCUAGGAUGAAAUUUAGGGAGGGAGUGGGAGCUCUAUUCACUCUUCACUAUCCUCCCUGCAGGCUUAAGGUGAUGGCUCCCCUAAGGUGCUCUGCCAAGUGGGUGCUCUUGCCUCGCUGUUAAAUUAUUUACUCAAAAAGUGUUAUGAAAACAUGUUAGCCUAAGAGAAAGAGCCCUUUUCCCACAAAGUCAGACAUUUGGGUGCCAAAAAUGAUGUUACAAUCAAGUGUUUCCGCAUGUCGCAAGGUAGCCUCUGUCCUCUUUAGGCAGGACUGAAUGUUUUGGCCAAUGGCAUGUAGGGUUUAUUUAUAAACAUUAAUUACAAUGUUCAUUCUUUACAUUAUUUGGUACAUUACCUAAAAAUUGUACCUGUUAUGUAAAAUAAUAAUAAUAAUAAUCAGCUGCCAUUUACUUGCAGCAUCAAUUAAGAGGCUGUUGGAUAACUACAGUGGAUAUAAAAAGUCUACACACCCCUGUUAAAAUGCCAGGUUAUUGUGAUGUAAAAGAAUGAG